Trematomus bernacchii (emerald rockcod) is the source of this 2357-nucleotide messenger RNA. RefSeq names its product calpain-1 catalytic subunit-like. The record is from RefSeq and is a predicted model, not a curated record. NCBI's taxonomy places the organism in Eukaryota, Metazoa, Chordata, Actinopteri, Perciformes, Nototheniidae. Gene Ontology annotation, molecular function: calcium-dependent cysteine-type endopeptidase activity. Gene Ontology annotation, biological process: proteolysis. The transcript is spliced from 21 exons. Gene Ontology annotation, cellular component: cytoplasm. The coding region runs from base 62 to 2284 and encodes 740 amino acids.
UACUUGCUCCUCCACCCAGACCCAACACUUCCCUUCCUGGCUGAGUUCAAACACUGCAGCAAUGCCUUCGCCAGGUGUGUGUGUGAACAUCAUCAACGCCCGUCACCUGAAAGAUGAUAAUGGGAUCGUCACUAACCCUCAGAAGUUUCUGGACCAAGACUUUGAGCAGCUGAAACAGUACUGUAUGAUUAAACGGGUAAGGUACAUCGACGGCAUGUUCCCCCCUGACGCGAGGUCCAUCGGGCCUGGGGUACUGACCCCUUCUAAGCUGAAUAAAGUGGUGUGGCUGAGACCAUAUAAAAUGGUUCGCAAUCCUUGUUUUGAAGUUGAUGGGGUCUCCAGGUUUGACUUUGGUCAAGGCAUACUUGGAAACUGCUGGUUUCUUGCAUCAAUCGGAGCUCUGACGUUCCAGCCCUCCAUCCUUAAGCAGGUCGUUCCUCUUGAACAGAGAUUUGACGAGGAGUACUGCGGGAUAUUCCACUUCAGGUUCUGGAGGUUUGGAAGAUGGGUUGAUGUUGUCAUUGAUGACAAACUACCAACUAUUGAUGGCAGACUGGUCUUUGUUCACUCCAACGACCCAACUGAGUUCUGGCCUGCUUUGAUGGAGAAAGCCUAUGCCAAAGUGUGCGGUUCCUACUCGGACAUGAAUGCCGGAACUCCUGCCGAGGCUUUAGUGGACUUCACCGGUGGAGUUCACAUGUGUAUUGAUCUGACAAAAUCUCCCCCAACUCUGUGGGAGUUGAUGGGCAGAGCUGUCCAAUCCAAGUCACUGAUGGGCUGUGGUACACCUCAGGGGGCCACAUCUGACAACACGGUUUUACCAAAUGGAAUCGUCCAAGGACAUGCCUACGCUGUCACAGGUGUGAAACAGAUUCUGAGCCGAGGGCAACCGGUAAACCUGGUGCGUUUGUGGAACCCCUGGUGCCAUCGGGAGUGGAUCGGAGACUGGAGUGACAAGUCUCCUUUGUGGCAGACCGUGAGUCCUCAAGAUCGUGAAGUGUGUCUUUCUGUGGCUGAUGAUGGGGAGUUUUGGAUGACCCUGGAAGACUUCUGCAGGUUCUAUAGUGAUCUGGACAUCUGCUGCCCGUCUCCCGCCUUCCUUGAUGGAAAUACUUCUUGCCACUGGAAGACCUCCCGCUGUGAGGGCCGAUGGGUUGCAGGAACAACUGCCGGAGGAUGCGCGAAUAAUAGUGACAGUUUCUGGACUAAUCCGCAGUACCGGGUCAAGAUUGAGGAAGUACUCAGUGAAUGUUCUGGGAAACAGGGUGAGAAGAACAUGCUGUUGUCUCUGAUGCAAAAGCCUGACAAGAGGAACAGACGUCUGGUCCAAAAUCUCGGCAUUGGAUUCUAUGUAUUUGAGGUGACUGAAGAAUACAAGUCACGUAGUGGAAAGUUCCCAGCCUCGUUCUUCAACAAGAACAGACCUGCCUACCAAACUACAAAAUACGAAAUGGCACGUGAGGUGAUGGGGUUCCUGAUGCUAAAGCCUGGCGAGUACCUGAUCGUACCGUCCACCUUUAAUCCCAAUGAGACUGCCACCUUCAUCCUGACCAUCCUCUCCAAGGCAGAGACCCACGUCCAUGAGAAUUCGGGUGGCCAUUACCACGAACAACAGGAAGUGAUGGACAAAGGAACUGAAAAUGAGGAGAACGACGAAAAGAAGAAACACUUUUUCCGUCAAUACUCUGACAAGUACGAAGAAGUGGAUGCCGAGCAGCUCCAGAGGCUUCUAAAUGAACAAAUCCUGAAAGGAGACUUGAAAUCAGGAGGCUUCAGCAUUGAUGCCUGUCGCGGCAUGGUUGCUCUGAUGGAUACGUCAGUCACUGGCAAACUCAAUGGAGAGGAAUUUGUUCGUCUCUGGAAGAAGGUCGUCGCGUACAAGGACAUUUUCUUCCGCACUGAUGUUUCAAAGACGGGAACACUGUCAUUGAGUGAGCUGAGGAAUGCUAUCAUGGCGUCAGGAAAGAGGGCCAGCGAUGACAUGCUGAACUUGUUGGCUCUGCGCUACGGUGCCUCCUCUGGACACAUCACCCUGGAGAGCUUCAUCAGUAUGGUGCUGCGCUUCGACUGCAUGAGCCAAAUCUUCAGCCAGUUGUCAAAUGGAAUGAACAUGACUCUUCGUGAAUCAGAGGUAAUAAAGGUUAUUCAGAGGUGUUUCUUCAAAUGUGUUCAGGUUGUAAUCAUUCAACCCGGCACAGCUAUUGACUUAAACAAAAGGAAGGACAUUUGUUUUUGGCAAAAGAAAAAUCAGUUUCAAUACCAUUCCCCUAAUAUGUUGUUCUAGAAAAUAUGGCAUUCUUGUACUACAUUUUUACUUUUCUGUGAUGGAAUGCAAUACAAUAAUAUCCCUCUAUAAU